UAUUACCAACUCAAGCUCUAGAACUCAUCAAUGGCGGUCCGGGCAGGUUCUUUAGUUUCGCUAACGCUUAUCUGUCUUGGAAUUAGCUUCCUCGUUGGCUGCCACGGAGCAUCCGAUCGGAACUCGAGACAGGUCUACAUUGUUUACAUGGGAGACCUUCCCAAGGGUGAUGUCUCCAUUUCAAGCCUUCAUAUAGGCAUGCUUCAAGAUGUUGUUCCUAGUGAUGCAUCAGAUGUUUUAGUCUACAGCUACGGUAGGAGCUUCAAUGGAUUUGCAGCUAAGUUAACCGUUGAUGAAGCAAAUAAAAUGAGAGAUAAGGAAGGGGUAGUAUCGGUGUUCCUUAGCCAAAAGAAGCAGCUCCACACAACAAGGUCAUGGGAAUUCAUGGGAUUCAACAAGAAAAUGAAAAGAUCAAUCAUUGAGAGUGAUAUCAUUGUUGGAAUGCUCGACACCGGCAUUUGGCCCGAAUCGGAAAGUUUUAACGACACUGGAUAUGGCUCGAUCCCAGAAAAAUGGGAGGGCAGCUGCCAAAACUUGGCCAAUUUCACUUGCAAUAACAAAAUAAUUGGAGCUAGAUACUACCUGACCGAUGGAGAAGCCGGACCGGGAGAUUUUUUAUCUCCGAGGGACGCGGAGGGUCACGGGACUCACACUUCUUCAACAGCUGCAGGUCGCUUAGUUAGCCAAGCAAGCUUAUACGGCAUCGCCAGAGGGACUGCUCGCGGAGGGGUUCCGUCGGCACGUAUUGCAGUUUACAAGAUAUGUUGGUAUGACGGUUGCUCUGAUGAAGGCAUUCUUGCGGCAUUCGAUGAUGCAAUUGCCGAUGGCGUCGACAUAAUCUCUCUUUCGGUCGGGAGUGCUUUACCGAUGGAUUAUUUUGAAGACUCCAUUGCUAUCGGUGCUUUCCAUGCAAUGAAGAACGGGAUCCUCACAUCGAACUCCGCUGGUAAUGGCGGUCCUCGCCCCGCAUCGGUUACAAAUCUUUCACCUUGGUCACUAUCGGUGGCAGCUAGUACGAUCGAUCGAAAGUUCGUUGCAAAGGUGAAACUCGGAAACGGGCAGAUUUACGAGGGAGCCACUAUAAACAUAUUUGAUCUCAAGGGCAAAAUGUAUCCUUUCAUCUACGGCGGAGACGCUCCGAACGCAACCAUAGGCCCUUCCGCUACGUAUUUUUCCAGAUAUUGCUUUCCAGGGUCAUUGAACUCAACACUAGUGAAAGGAAAGAUCGUUUUCUGCGAGUACUUCACUGAUUACGAAGGUGUAAUGGAAGCUGGAGCCGCCGGAGCCGUGUUCCAAGAUCUAGGAUACAAGGAUUAUCAAUUCAGUUAUCCUCUACCUCUUUCCACCGUGAAUAUGAAUGAUGGAAGAAUGAUCCUCAACUAUUUGAACACAACAGAGAACCCAACUGCAACAAUAUUGAGGACCAGCCAAGAUAAUAAUCAAUUUGCCCCAUUCGUUGUUACAUUUUCAUCCAGAGGGCCUAACCCUGUUACAGCAGAUAUUCUCAAGCCCGAUCUUACGGCGCCCGGGGUCGAUAUUUUGGCGGCAUGGUCCGAAGCAGCCUCCGUAUCGGAAGCAGAAGGCGAUACACAAACAACUAAGUACAACAUUAUUUCGGGCACAUCGAUGUCUUGUCCACAUGCGACCGGGGCUGCGGCUUACGUUAAGUCGUUCCAUCCCACAUGGUCCCCUGCUGCAAUUAGAUCUGCUCUAAUGACAACAGCUAUGCCAAUGACUUCGAAGAACAACGUCGAAGCCGAGUUCGCAUACGGGGCAGGUCACAUUAACCCUUUACAAGCAACCGAUCCCGGAUUGGUUUACGAUGCUGGGGAGAUCGAUUAUGUGAAAUUCUUGUGUGGACAAGGUUAUACCGUUAAAAACAUUCAGCUUAUAACUGGAAAUAGCAGCAGUUGUUCCGAUGACACGAAUGGAAUGGUGUGGGAUCUGAAUUACCCUUCGUUCGCCUUAUCUUCAACUCCCGGAACAUCGAUCACUCGAAUCUUUCAUCGGACAGUAACUAACGUUGGCCCAGCAGUGUCAACUUACAAUGCAGUUGUUAACGCACCUCCGGGGCUUGUAAUCCAAGUUCAACCAAGUGUGCUUUCUUUCGAAUAUGUCGGCCAGACGCAAAACUUCGUUGUGACCGUCGCGGCGGAGCUCGGGAACUCUAUCAUUUCCGGUUCCUUGAUCUGGGAUGAUGGUGUUCAUAAAGUGAAGAGCCCCAUUGUCGCUUAUGGUUCGAUAUUGCAAUAAAAAGUUCAAACAAUAUCGGAGCUAUCGAUCUAAGAGUUUA
Molecule: messenger RNA, 2293 nt
Organism: Hibiscus syriacus
Lineage: Eukaryota; Viridiplantae; Streptophyta; Magnoliopsida; Malvales; Malvaceae
Product: cucumisin-like
Exons: 10
Coding region: 31-2253 (740 amino acids)
Biological process (GO): proteolysis
Molecular function (GO): serine-type endopeptidase activity
Source: RefSeq, a predicted model, not a curated record